Ilex paraguariensis (yerba mate) is the source of this 312-nucleotide messenger RNA. Lineage: Eukaryota; Viridiplantae; Streptophyta; Magnoliopsida; Aquifoliales; Aquifoliaceae. The record is from the annotation of a GenBank genome assembly.
AGCUAUGCGGGGCUGACACAUGAUGGGUUGUUGCAGUGUGCACUCUCAGAUCCUGAUGGAAUAGAGGUCUGGGUUUUGAAGAAGAAGACAUCGCAGUAUAGUCUUUCCAGCAUUAUACCUCGCACCGAAUGGGUCUUAACAUAUGCUUUGAACCCUGAAGACUUCUUGUUGCCGGUUUCAGACACCAAAAGCGUCAAACUGGGGAGUUUUUCUGUCAGCAACCUCCUCCUCCUGGUUUUCCACAACGUCCUUUUAUGUCAGGUUUCCAUCCUCAAGAUUCACGGAUUGUCUAUCUUCGACUGGAUAUUGUGA